Striga hermonthica is the source of this 1446-nucleotide messenger RNA. The record is from the annotation of a GenBank genome assembly. Lineage: Eukaryota; Viridiplantae; Streptophyta; Magnoliopsida; Lamiales; Orobanchaceae.
AUGAGCCAUCUCCACAUUUUCUUGAUUCCAAUGGUAGCUCAUGGCCAUAUGAUCCCCACACUAGACAUGGCCAAACUCUUCGUCUCCAGAGGCGUAAAAACCACCAUAAUCUCGACCCCGGCAUUCGCCCAACCGAUACGAACGGCCCAAACCUCGGGAUUCGACAUUAAUCUCGAAAUAAUCGACUUCCCGCCGAAAAAUUCCGAACUGCCGAACGAUAUCGUGAGCAUGGACCAAGUCACCUCGGAUGAUUUAGUCCACGAUUUUUUCCACGCCCUGGAUUUACUCCAAGAGCCGCUCGAAAAUCUCAUUCGCGAACUAAAUCCGAGCUGUCUCGUUUCGGACAUGUUUUUACCGUGGACCACGGGCUGCGCCGCCAAAUUCAAAAUCCCAAGAUUGGUCUUUCACGGGAUAAGCUACUUGUCUCUAUGUUGCAUGGAGAUAAUGAGCCGUGACAGGCCUUUCGACAAGGUCUCGUCGGCUUCGGAAGAGUUUGUCGUGCCUCAUCUCCCGCAUGAGCUCAAGUUUGUUAGAACACAAGUGUCGGAUCAUCUUUUAGAGGACAACGAGAUUAGCCGGGUUAUGAAGCGAAUGAGGGACUCGGAUUGGGAGAGCUAUGGAGUUGUGGUUAAUAGCUUUUACGAGCUCGAGCCGGAGUAUGCCUCGUAUUACAAGGGAGUUUUGGGGAGAAAGGCUUGGAACAUAGGCCCACUUAUUUUGCACAACAGAGGAGACAGAGUUCAUAAUGAAGCCAAAAAGGGAAACAAAUCAUCGAUCGAUGCACAUGAAUGCUUGGGUUGGUUGGACACGAAGAAGCCCAACUCGGUCGUGUAUGUGUGUUUCGGGAGCAUGGCAGAAUUCUCCCGAUCCCAACUGCACGAAAUCGCAUACGGGCUCGAGACAUCCGGCCACGAUUUCAUAUGGGUGGUGCGAACGAAAGGCGAUGAAAACGAUGGUGACCUCUUCCCCGAGGGGUUCAUCGAGAGAACGCGAGGCAAGGGCCUCGUCAUAAGGGGAUGGGCCCCUCAAGUGGCUGUCCUCCAACACGAGGCCACAGGCGCUUUCGUGACGCACUGCGGGUGGAACUCGAUGCUGGAGGGCGUCUGCGCGGGUGUCCCCAUGGUGACGUGGCCGCUUUUCGCCGAGCAAUUUUUCAACGAGAAGUUGGUGACGGAGGUUCUGCGAGUCGGGGUUAGCGUCGGGAACAUGACGUGGCAGAGGGUGGGUAGUGAGGGCGUGAAGAGGGGUGCAUUGGCGAGAGCGGUGGGGAUCGUGAUGGAGGGGGAUCAAUUGGGGUUGGAGAUGAGAAACCGAGUAAAAUGUUAUAAGGACUUGGCGAUUAAGGCCGUAGAGGAAGGAGGGUCGUCUUAUAAUGGUAUGGCUACUUUGAUUCAAGAUUUAAGUACGUAUAGUUGUCCCGUGAAAGGUGUCACGUGUGCGAGCUAG